This is a messenger RNA of Saxophila tyrrhenica, 1647 nucleotides long. RefSeq lists its product as uncharacterized. Lineage: Eukaryota; Fungi; Ascomycota; Dothideomycetes; Mycosphaerellales; Extremaceae. The transcript has 2 exons. The coding region runs from base 1 to 1647 and encodes 548 amino acids. The record is from RefSeq and is a predicted model, not a curated record.
AUGGAAUCCGGAACAAGCACCUGGGAUCAUGUCGAUCCUUUUGAGGAAGAUAGAAAUGCUAGAGAUCAGCACAACGCGAGCGAAAACAUCCCCCCCGAGGAGUGUGAACCAAAUCGUGUUACCUUCCAGACACCCGAUCAAGAUGGCAGCGGCAACGUGGAUGAGAAGCUUGAAGCCCGCCAGGCCCCCGCCGAACGCAGCAGUAGCAGCGAGGACACUGUGCAGUCCAAAGCUGAGCGUAGCAGUAGUCACGAUGAAGGCGUUACCGAGAAAGUGAAAACCGCAGCGCAUGAAGCCAAAUAUUCGCUGCUCAACAUGCGAUCUGCUGCCCCGCUCAAACGGUUCAAUCCCACAAACGUCCGUAUGCAUGUGCGAUAUUCGGGAUCAAAAGACCACGACACUCCAGCUGCCGAUUCUGCAGAACCCACAUCACGCUCACAGUCCGAGUUCAACGUGCUGUGGCGAUCCCGCGACAACCGGAAGGGACGAGGCUCUAUUGCUGUGCCUCGCGUGCCAGAGCUCGAGCCUUCAGAGUCCCAUAUUCACAUUGGGUCAACCAUCAAAAGCACGAAGCAGAUCGGCAAAGGCAUCCUCAAGAUGACGAGGACUUUUCCAUACUGGAACCUGGCUUUCUGGAGCGGCUGGUGGUACGCUUGGGGUUCAGCGCUCUUCAUCAUAAGCGCAACCUGGUCCUGGUACCCUCAAGAGUAUCCAGACGAGGAAUACAACGAAGGGCUGGUUAACUGGGGUGUGUCUCUCACGACGUUCUUCGGUGUCCUUCUGUUCCAGCUCGGAGCUACAGCAGCGUACUUGGAAGCGGUCAACGAUGGCUCGUUCCACGGCACCGCCAUGCGACGCCUUCUUGAAGGCCAUGAGGACGAAGACAAGAAACUCGCAGACGAGAAGAUCCACCAGGCCUUCUCGCACGCCAUCCCUCACUUCCACCGCUCAAAGAAAGCACAGGAAGCAGAAGCCUUCGCCAACUCCGUCGACCCCGAAGCCGGCUGGCGGACCCGUGACAUAAGAGAGAGACCCGGCUCCAUCUACCCUGUCGGCAAACUCCCGGCGCCCCGAAGAGGAGGUUUCGACCUUGGCGAUGCCGGAGAAGGUGCGUCGAGCGAAUACAUGACCUGGCGCUGGUGGCCGACCUGGCACGCCCUGCGCACCCACCACGCCUACGAAAUCGGCUACCUGGCUUGCUCAAUUCAAGGCUUCGGUGUGACGCUCUUUACCUGGUCAGGCAUCGUGCUUCUGCCCGGCGUGUGGGGGAAUAUAGGUGGUAGAUGGGGCCAGCUCGGCGCUUACUGGGUCCCGCAGAUCAUCGCGUCGGCGUGUUUCAUUACUGCCAGUGUCAUGUUCACGAUUGAGACGCAGGAGAAGUGGUGGAAGCCGCAGCCUAAUAUUCUCGGUUGGUGGAUUGGCUUUGUCGCUACGCUGGGAUCGGUUGGCUUCGAGCUGUGCGCAGUCUUUGGCGUACCAGGCGAGUCGUGGACGGCCUACCAGUCUUCCCUUUCGAGCAUGUGGGGCAGCAUUUUUUUUCUGCUAUCAAGUCUGCUCCAGUGGUAUGAAGCGAUCAACAAGCACCCUGUGGCGGAGGUGCUCAACGAGCCGGGAGAGAUGAAAUCAUAUCAGGUGCAUCCUAUUUGA